AAGAGAUGAUUGGCUGUUUGAUAGUGCGUCACAGGGUUUCCACCGCUGUGAUUGGCUGGAAACGCUUCAUCACGGUUGCAUAGCGAUCCUGGUGCGGCUGUGGACAGCGACUAAAAUGAAGAGUUAGCCGUUCACGAGCAACGGCCAGGCCGCCUUUACAUACAGCUGGGUGACUCCCCGCGGUGUCCUGGAGUUGCUAUGAAGGCGGGGGCCUCGUCCAUGUGGGCAUCGUGCUGUGGUCUGCUGAAUGAGGUGAUGGGGACUGGAGCCGUGAGAGGGCAGCAGCCAGGAUUUGGGGCAGGUGCGGGGCCGUUUCGUUUCGCUCCCACUGCAGGAUACUCCACAUACCCGCCCACCAACUCCACCAGCACCAGUCUGGUGUGUCAGGCCUGUGGACAAGCCUUCUCUGUCUUUAGAAGGAGGCACAUCUGUUGUGACUGUAAGAAGAGUUUUUGUUCGCUGUGCUCAGUACUUCAGGAAAACCUGCGCAGAUGCACAACUUGUCAUCUGCUAAAAGGCACUGCAUUCCAGCGUCCACAGCUCAUGCGUCUGCGUGUUAAAGACUUGCGGCAGUACCUCACAUUACGCAACAUUAACACUGAUACCUGCAGGGAGAAGGAGGACCUUGUAGACUUGGUGCUUUGCCAUCAAGGGGCAGAAAGUGAGGAUGAUCCAGACACACCCUCUCUACAGUCACGCCCCCUGUAUAGCCCACCGCCUUCAACAGAAGAGCCCACUUCCCCUCUCUCAGCACUCUCUCCAACUCAAGGAGAACCAAUCAGUAGGAGCAACAGCUCAGAGUCCACCAAUCAGAUGUCUUAA
Molecule: messenger RNA, 822 nt
Organism: Sinocyclocheilus grahami
Lineage: Eukaryota; Metazoa; Chordata; Actinopteri; Cypriniformes; Cyprinidae
Product: E3 ubiquitin-protein ligase RNF34-like
Exons: 5
Coding region: 199-822 (207 amino acids)
Biological process (GO): negative regulation of extrinsic apoptotic signaling pathway via death domain receptors; proteasome-mediated ubiquitin-dependent protein catabolic process; protein K48-linked ubiquitination
Cellular component (GO): cytoplasm; plasma membrane
Molecular function (GO): ubiquitin protein ligase activity
Source: RefSeq, a predicted model, not a curated record